GAACCGAUGAUGAUCUUCCACCAUCAUAUCAGAACAGCAGAGGUAUGAAAGGCAGUGGACGUAUCACUGGUAAUGGAAGAGAUACUAUUGGUGCUGGUCCAUAUACUAGAGUUCAACAACCUCAGACAGAUAUGGAAGCACAAAUACAUCACCUUGAGCAAGAAGCAUAUUGUUCAGUUCUUCGAGCAUUCAAGGCUCAGUCUGAUGCUAUAACAUGGGAAAAGGAAAGUCUCAUUACUGAGCUUAGGAAGGAGCUACGAGUAUCUGACAAAGAACACAGGGAGUUGCUAAACGGAGUUAAUAGUGAUGAUAUUAUCCGAAGAAUAAGGGAAUGGAGAGAAUCAACAGGUGGGCUUCAGAUGAAUUCAGUUAAUGCUCAGCGUUUGCAUGACCCGGUGCCCAGUCCUACCACCUCUGCUCGCAAGAGGCAAAAGACGUCUCAACCCAUUCCCUCUGCAUCUGUACCUGCGCCAUCUGCUAUGCACUCACAGCCUUUAGCUGCACCAAUGCAACCAUCAUCUUCAGGAGCAAAAAAGGCAGCCCCACCUGGCACAAAAGUGAAAAAGAAUAAACCAGGCCAGAAGAUACCUGGUGGCCCUGCAGUCAAAUCUAUGCCAUCUUCUGCUGGUCCUAGUGGGCGGGGACCAGUUAUUAACAGAAAUACAUCUGCUGGCCUUCCUCCUGAAGGGCCACAAUUAAAUCCGUUAAUCGGCCGUAAAGUCAUGACUCGGUGGCCUGAUGAUAAUAGUUUUUACGAAGCUGUAAUAACUGAUUAUGAUGCAGAAAAGGAUCUCUAUGCACUUGUUUAUGACAUGAAUACAGCACAUGAGACAUGGGAGUGGGUUGAUUUUAAGGAGAUGGCACCUGAGGAUGUAAGAUGGGAAGGUGAGGAGCCUGAUUUAAACCUUCUAGGUCGUGGUGCUCCCGGUCAUGGUGUUAAGAAGUCAACCGGUCGUGGUGGCCCCAUGUUAGGUGCCGGAAGAGGUAGGGGCCCCCAAAAGAACUCAUUUAAGAAAGAUUAUCCACCUUCGCAAAACGGUGUUGGGAAGAAGAGUUCUGACUACAUAGAAAUUCUUCAUACAGAGACACUCAUAAAGGAGGUGGAGCGGGUUUUCAGUGCUGGCAACCCUGACCCCCUUGAGGUGGAGAGGUCCAAGAAAGUGCUAAAGGAGCAUGAACAAUCGUUAAUCGAUGCAAUUGCAAGGCUUGCUGAGGCGUCUGAUGGUGAGGGUGUCAUCGUCACUAAAGCACCCUAAAUCCCUUGGUCUCCUCUGCGAACUAAGCAGAUGACCACGGGCGAUCUUUGGAGUACAACCGUGGGUGACCGUGGGUGGAGGAACCAACAUGGAGGACGAUAUGCCGAUGACAUGGCUAUCGAUGGCCUCAUUUCUGGAGAUGCAGAUGCCAUGUGAACCAUUGCCAAAAUGUACACAAUUCCCUAAUUAGUGUUUUAGCCAGUUGUGAAAUCCGGAUGCUGAUUUAUUCUAGAUUUAGCUCUAGCCUCUAGGUACUUCUGAUUGGUUCCAACGAAUGAAUCAGUUGUUAGGAUUGUUGUGCUUUUGUAGUAGAAUUGUACUCAGCUCAUGCUUGACAUUGUAAAUUUAGAUUUGGGGCUAAUUUUGUUCUGUAGUCUUUUGAUAAGUAGCAGUGAAGAUAUUUUGCUUUCCUAGUCAAGAUGAAAGGCCAUUCUUGCGAAUGUUCUAGCAGGUAUAGUUUUGCUACACUUCUGUCGA
This is a messenger RNA of Panicum hallii, 1733 nucleotides long. RefSeq names its product protein EMSY-LIKE 3-like. The transcript is spliced from 10 exons. Lineage: Eukaryota; Viridiplantae; Streptophyta; Magnoliopsida; Poales; Poaceae. The record is from RefSeq and is a predicted model, not a curated record. Gene Ontology annotation, cellular component: nucleus. Gene Ontology annotation, biological process: defense response to fungus. Bases 45 to 1256 code for a protein of 403 amino acids.